Amoebophrya sp. A120 is the source of this 213-nucleotide messenger RNA. NCBI's taxonomy places the organism in Eukaryota, Dinophyceae, Syndiniales, Amoebophryaceae. The record is from the annotation of a GenBank genome assembly.
UUCCUGUUGUUCCUGUUACCGGAGGUCCAACUCUAUCAUGAAGGCACGAAAAUCCUCGGUCAAAUAUGUUGAUGUUUGUAGGGGGUUUUUCUUUUCGUCUUUCCGGAAUACCACGCAAAAUUCUGAAUUUGUUCAAAUGGCCUUUGCUCUUCUGGGGUCAGCGCGUGGAUAGUAGCUUAGCUGUAAAUCUCAGAAGUAGUUGGCAAACUUUAG